Molecule: messenger RNA, 2026 nt
Organism: Corylus avellana
Lineage: Eukaryota; Viridiplantae; Streptophyta; Magnoliopsida; Fagales; Betulaceae
Gene: INT4
Product: inositol transporter 4
Biological process (GO): myo-inositol transport; transmembrane transport
Cellular component (GO): membrane
Molecular function (GO): myo-inositol:proton symporter activity
Source: RefSeq, a predicted model, not a curated record
UCAACACCCCCUCCUGCCACCAUUAGUGCACAACAUACGAUCUCAAAGUUCUUGAAUCAACAAAUAUUUCAUCUUUGAAAAGGGCAUCUGAAGAGCAUAGAGCAUCAGGAGCGGAAGACUUUUAUCUCCUUGGCAAGCUUGGGUAUAUAUUAUCUCAUCUGCGCGCAGAACGUUGGUUGAGAGAUAACAAUCUGCUUUGCAUGAACAAUGGUGGAGGGGGGUGUCAUAUCUGCAGACAAGACAGAGUUUCUUGAAUGUUUUCGGAUCACAUGGAAAACACCAUACAUUUUGCGUCUUGCUGCCACGGCUGGCAUUGGUGGUCUCCUCUUCGGCUAUGACACCGGUGUGAUUUCGGGAGCAUUGCUAUACAUCCGUGAAGACUUUGAUUCCGUUGACCGGAAAACAUGGUUCCAGGAGUUGAUAGUGAGUAUGGCGGUUGGAGCAGCCAUUAUAGGUGCAGCCAUUGGGGCAUGGAUGAACGACGCUCUCGGGAGAAAAAAGUCAAUUUUAACGGCAGACGCUCUGUUUUUCGUGGGUGCGAUUGUGAUGGCUGCUGCUCCGGCUCCUUGGAUGAUUGUUCUUGGAAGGAUCUUCGUUGGCCUGGGAGUUGGAAUGGCUUCAAUGACGGCGCCGCUAUAUAUUUCUGAAGCCUCUCCGGCUAGAAUCAGGGGCGCACUUGUCAGCAUGAAUGGUAUCCUAAUCACAUUUGGACAAUUCUUAUCCUACCUUGUCAAUCUCGGCUUUACUCAGGUAAACGGAACUUGGCGAUACAUGCUUGGAGUGGCAGCAAUCCCGCCUUUUAUUCAAUUUAUCCUCAUGUUGUCACUUCCGGAGUCCCCGAGAUGGCUGUACCGAAUGAACAAGAGAGAAGAGGCAAUGAGAAUUUUGCAAAGAAUCUACUCUGCCGAAGACGUUGAAACAGAGAUGAAACUAUUGGAGGCAUCUGUUGAAGCAGAAAAGAAUGAUGAGGCGGAUAUAGGGAACGACAUCAUCACCAAGUGUAGGAACGCUAUGAAGAAUGUGGUAGUGAGAAGGGCUCUUUAUGCCGGCAUUACUGUCCAAGUUGUGCAGCAAUUUGUUGGCAUAAACACCGUCAUGUAUUACAGCCCGACUAUCAUGCAACUCGCCGGAUUUGCCUCCAAGGUGGUGGCUUUGGGCCUCUCUCUCGUUACAUCUGGUCUGAAUUGCGUAGGUUCUGUAGUCGCCAUGUGUUUUGUCGACAGAUUUGGGAGAAGAAAAAUGAUGCUUGUUUCUUUGGUUUCCAUCAUCAUUGGCCUCGUCGCUCUCUCCAUGGUGUUUUUAGCCUCAUCUAGGAAUGCGCCGCGUAUUAGCGACUUUGAUUCCAACCACCUCGUACUCAACGGCACUUGCUCUGCUUACAUAUCAGCCCCCAACCCAUCAUCUUGGAACUGCAUGACCUGCCUCAAGCAGGAUUGUGGCUACUGCGCUAGCGCAGGCAACCAUUUUCAACCUGGGGCUUGCUUAGCUAGUGAUAAGGAAGUUGGAAAUGUAUGUAAAAGAAACAAUCGUGUGUGGUACGACAAGGGUUGUCCUAGUAAACUGGGAGUGUUGGCUGUCGUGCUUCUCGGAUUGUACAUAAUAGUUUAUGCUCCGGGCAUGGGGACGGUGCCGUGGAUCGUUAAUGCAGAGAUCUAUCCGCUCAAAUACAGAGGCUUUGGGGGAGGCGUGGCAGCCAUGGCCAACUGGUCUUCCAAUCUAAUUGUGAGCAUGACCUUCUUGUCUUUGACAGAGGCUUUGGGUUCCUGGGCCACCUUCCUUUUCUAUGCUGCCUUCUCCUUCGUUGGCCUUAUUGCUAUCUUUAUGUUGGUGCCUGAAACGAAAAGUAUGCCGCUUGAGCAGAUUGAGAACACCCUUCGCAAAGGGUUCAAGCCGUUUGGUAGGAGGAGAGAGCAGACCAAUAAUGAUGGGGAAGCUGCUUGACAAGACAAAUUAAACAAGUCAGAACUGUAAAUCUAACUACAUUUGCUGUCUCUAGACUUCUGCUUUUGAUAAGUGUCUCUUCGUU